This is a messenger RNA of Miscanthus lutarioriparius, 2334 nucleotides long. Lineage: Eukaryota; Viridiplantae; Streptophyta; Magnoliopsida; Poales; Poaceae. The record is from the annotation of a GenBank genome assembly.
AUGGCGUCGCCGCGCCGCAUUCCCUCCGUGCCUGCCGGAUCCGGCAACAAAGAGAAUAUUUCUCAAGAUGGAGAUGCUCCCUUGGAUUUUGCAACCUUGCCUAAAGAAGGGUCUGCCUCUACAAGGUGGAAGAAGAAGCCUGCAGGUUUCAACUUGAGGAAAAGCAUUGCCUGGAACCCUGCUUUUUUCACUGAAGAAGGUGUUUUGGAUAAUUCGGAGCUUUCUGUGCUUACUGGCUCCCAACCGAUGGCAAAUAGGAGCCCUGGCUCAGGGGUCAGUAGUAUAAUGUCCCCAUCGUGUCAGUCAGGGAGAUAUGGUAACACAUAUGUACGGAAGGAAGCUGCAGAGAAUUCACAUGGAAAAUUGCCUGCAAGAUAUCACAGGGCAGAAAGCCAGGGAAGGAAAUUGUUUUCUUCAGCAAAAACUCCUCAGAGGGACAAACAGAAAGAACCUGCUACACAGUUUACUUGUUAUGGUUGUAGCACUUACAAUCAUCCAAUAACAUUGCUGUUUUCUGCCCAACCAAUUGCAGGUAACACAAAACAGAAGCUCUGCAAGAAGCAUCCAAAUAUGCUCACCAAGACUCAGAUGUCAAGAAUACCAAAGCAAUCACGACCUUCUCUUCCUAAGGUUCCAAGAAGUACUUCAUCUGCGACAAACAGUUUGGAAUCACACAAAAAAAUAGCUCCAGUUAAAGCUGAGCUAGUUCACAGAGUAACUGGAUUGCCUACUAGAUUGAAGAUCAAUUCUGUAUCUUCUGGACCUAGCAUAGAGAAGGAUGCGGUGCCUGCUGUUACUGGAGUACGUGAAGAAGCCAGUGCUUCUGUGAAAUGCAAAAAAAUUCCACCACACCCACAAAUUAGUCCAUCCAGCCCCUUUGAUAGCACUGCGUCAAAAUUUGCUAAGCCAUCAGCACUUCGAAUGCCUUCACCUUCAGUUGGUUUUUUCAAUCAGGAAAAAGCGCUUGUGUCACACGGUGAUGCAGCUAAAAGAAACGUGGGGAGGUGCUUCUCUUCAAAUACUUCAGCGCUUGAUAAACCACCCAGAUACAGGCAGUCUGAGGAAAGCAGACCCCACCUAACAAAGCAGCUGUCAACCAAUUGCACUGCUGCUUCCAAUCUUGUGCCACCUGUGACUAGAGAGAGCAAUCUCAAAUCUUUGGUGAUUCCAGAAAAGGAAUCGUUGUCAAAAGUUAUUACUACAUACAUAGAAAAACCUGGAAAUGUAAAUAAUCAAGCAAGGCCAAAGUCUGAUUUCUCAUUGGCAGGAACUGGAGCUACUACUACUCCGCAGCCAAUGAAUUUAGAAAAGAAUGAUGAUGCCAGAAAUAGUGUGCCACUGCCAGUUGUGUACAAUGAGACAUCGCAUGUAGAAGGAAGGGGCGGUAUCAGAGAGAUUGAACCUCUUGAUAAUUCCGACUCUCUUGAAGCUAUUUGUUCCUCAACCAUUGAACCUGUUGAGGAUUCGUUACCUCUUCAAGCCAGUUAUUCCUCAACCAAACCUAUUGUAGGGAGUAAAUUGUCACCCUCUUGCAUUUCUUCUGAAGUAUGCUCCUCUAGUGAGCUUAGUUAUCAAGGCAAGUCAGACAGUGAUUCCAGUGCAGCAAUUGACUUGGAAAACUCUAAUGUUGGAGAGACUGCACUUGGAGCUUCUUUGUUGAAAGAUCAGUUGCCACAUUGUGGCAGUUUAAGAGAUGAAACGCCAACCCUAGCUGACAGUCAUUCAGAUUUGAAUGAUUCUUUGUGUGAUGAAGCUAAACCAGCUUUGUCAGAAGAACCAAAUACUGAAGGUGAAAUGGAGCUUGAAACAAACAGUACAUUAGAUAUAAAGGCAACUCCUUUGUUAGAUGUGAGGUGUGGGCGUAUUCACAUUUAUAGGACCACAGAUUGUUCUCCUAUGAAAUUGGAAGCUUCUACACCUUGUGUGGAAAGACGGCAUGCUUUAUUAGUAGAACCAAAUAUUGAAGAAAAAAUGGUGCUUGACACAGACAGAUUGUCAGCUAUACAGGAUGCACCACAUAUAGAAAAGAACAAGGCACCAGACUUAUCACCAGCAAAUACAAUCCUUAAAGAUCAUCUGAAGAACUUGGUACCAUUUACAGAAGAAUGGCUUGCUGUAAUGGAGGCUCGUGGGCAGGAAGUUUUGGAACAAAAGACUGGUGCUGUGCAAAAUUCUCCUCCUGACAAAACAGCUCCAGAACCCAGUCCUUGGUCGCCGGUUAAACGGAAAGCGCAAGAUGUUGGACCAUUUGACUGUACCAAGUUCUCCAAAAACAUCCGAACCUCUGCCACUGUGAUAAGUAAGGUCAGGGGCUCCGAGGCGAACACGGUGUAA